AUGGAAACAUUAGCUGGAGUGUUAAAUGCUCUCAUAAAUACUACAAUAAACAAGGAUAACGAAGAAAACUUAAUGAAUGUUAAACUUAUUGCAGGAGUUUUGAAGUUCAGUUAUGCGAAGGAGUUUAAGAUAACACGAAUGAGUCAUAGAGUUCAAUUGCUUCUGGGUGCAUACCAUAUGACAUUUCCUUUGAAAAGUGUUGACAAAACGAUUGAGAUGAAAUCUGUUCCAUACGUAUGUUAUGGCAACUGUUUGUACAUUGAGUCUAAAAUAGCUAAUGUCACAGGCAUUUCAGGAGUUAAUAGUAAAGGUUCAGUAGAAUAUAAGUCUUUCUGUUAUGAAGUAAAUUCAAUGUUCAUUCCAAACGUUCCUGUCAUAGCAACUCAUUUAGGUAAAUGGGUUCGCAUUAGUCCUCAUAAUUUGAAAGACAUGCAAUUCAGACUUGUUGACUUUCAAGGAGAGCCUGUAGAACUGAAGGCACCAGUGCGAAUGACUGUUGAAGUUGACUUUUUAGAAAAUAUUAAAUGCAACAGCUUACAAGAGAACUCAGAGCUAAAAAUAUAA
Molecule: messenger RNA, 564 nt
Organism: Trichomonas vaginalis G3
Lineage: Eukaryota; Parabasalia; Trichomonadida; Trichomonadidae
Exons: 1
Coding region: 1-564 (187 amino acids)
Source: RefSeq, a predicted model, not a curated record